CUUCUGCACUGAAUGUCUCUCUGUCUGUCUGAAUAUUUGUUAAAAUAAAAGCAAUACUGUAUGAGUGUCGUGUGAUUACAUUUGUCUGGAUUAAAUUAGCAACGGAGUCGGACUGGUCUGACUUCUAAAAUCUGAAUGGCAAUAAGCAAUCUGUCCCUAAACUAACUCCACUAGAUAGAUAAAGAUUACCUAGAUGCACCAAAGAAAAUGUUCCCAAUGACCCCGUUCCUCCACUGUAUCCCACGUCACCCUGCUCACCCCUCUCCCCCUUCUCUCCUCCUUCCAGGCUCCGACUACUCCCCCCCACCGCUGCCGCUGCCGGUGGCGGCGCCCAGUCUGAACGACACCAGCGUUGCAGAUGGAGGAGGCGGCGUGGGUGUCAUCACUGCCCUGGGUGGAAGUGGAGGUGGGCGCGGGCCCCUGGAGGCCGUGGUGGGAGGGGCGGUGGUGGGGCUAGCGGCAGAGCACAUCCCCAGCGGCCCCGGGGCGGCCCUCACCUGGCAGGCGGCCAUCGAGGCGGCGCGGCAGGCCAAGCAGAUGGGUAACGCGGGCGCGCCCAUCUCCACAGCCAGCUCCACACAGAGGAAGAGACAGCACUACACCAACAAGCCCAAGAAACCCGUCAACACGGCCCCAACCAGACCUCCCAGAGCCCUGCUCUGUCUCACCCUCAAGAACCCCAUCCGCAGAGCAUGCAUCAGCAUCGUGGAGUGGAAACCGUUUGAAAUUAUCAUUUUGAUGACUAUAUUUGCGAACUGCGUGGCCUUAGCUGUCUACAUCCCCUUCCCAGAGGACGACUCCAACGCCACCAACUCAAACCUGGUAAGUCACGCCUGACCUGACACAGGCUCUUAUGUCAUGUUGCUAUGGUUAUUACGCUCUGUUUGACUGUAGGUACCA
Messenger RNA from Salvelinus namaycush (lake trout), 900 nucleotides. Its product is annotated as voltage-dependent L-type calcium channel subunit alpha-1C-like. Gene Ontology annotation, biological process: calcium ion import across plasma membrane. Gene Ontology annotation, cellular component: voltage-gated calcium channel complex. The transcript is spliced from 2 exons. The record is from RefSeq and is a predicted model, not a curated record. Lineage: Eukaryota; Metazoa; Chordata; Actinopteri; Salmoniformes; Salmonidae. The coding region runs from base 208 to 837 and encodes 209 amino acids. Gene Ontology annotation, molecular function: high voltage-gated calcium channel activity.